AUGCCCAACCUCUCAAAAUGCUACCUCCUGCAAACCAUCCCCCCGGAGCUUCGCCUCCUUAUCUACCAGCACGUCUUCAACUUCCACAACAGCACCUUCGCCGUCCCAAUCUUCCUCCUCUGGCGCGGCAACAUCGCCACCGACUCCCGCGCCUGGGCUCACGCUGCUCUCACUAAAACCUGCCGGAAAAUCUACAAUGAAGCCUCGCCCGUCCUGUACGACCACCACACCUUCCGCAUCUUCACAUCCACCGACCACGAGGACGAGAUCAUCGACACCUGCGGCGACCUAGGACGAUCACUGCGGGACGUAACCUGGCUGUCCCGAAUCCGGCAUCUGGAGAUUGGUCUGCAAGGGAGUAUCUCCCGUCUACCGGAAACGGAACGCUUGCAGCACGAACGGCUGGCUUUGGGGCUGAUAGAGACGCUGGCGGAGGCGGUGGCGGCGUCGGGAGCGAAGGUGAGGACGUUGGGCAUUCAGCAGGAGUUUGAGUAUAGUCCUGAGCGGAAUGUGAGGAGGCUUCGCGAGAGGGUGGAGAGCUGGGGUGGUGUUGUUAGGGUGGGGGUGAGGGUGUUUUGGCCUGAUGAGGAGAUGGACUAA
Saxophila tyrrhenica is the source of this 600-nucleotide messenger RNA. RefSeq lists its product as uncharacterized. The record is from RefSeq and is a predicted model, not a curated record. The transcript has a single exon. Lineage: Eukaryota; Fungi; Ascomycota; Dothideomycetes; Mycosphaerellales; Extremaceae. Bases 1 to 600 code for a protein of 199 amino acids.